Maylandia zebra (zebra mbuna) is the source of this 5563-nucleotide messenger RNA. RefSeq names its product tachykinin receptor 1a (gene tacr1a). The record is from RefSeq and is a predicted model, not a curated record. NCBI's taxonomy places the organism in Eukaryota, Metazoa, Chordata, Actinopteri, Cichliformes, Cichlidae. Gene Ontology annotation, molecular function: substance P receptor activity. Gene Ontology annotation, biological process: positive regulation of flagellated sperm motility; G protein-coupled receptor signaling pathway. Gene Ontology annotation, cellular component: sperm midpiece; plasma membrane.
AGGAGGACAGCACACAGACACGGAGAGAGACACAGACGGAGCUGAGCUGUUACCAUUGCCAGACUCGUUCUGGUGCGCGUAAAAGACGCCUUUCUGUUUUUACGCACAGCAAAAAAAGGGGAAAAAAAAGAAAAAAGGGGGGAAACGUGCAAAGAUUGAUAUGGAAGUUUCGACAUCAAAUACUUUUUCUGGUUCGUUGACUUUAUUAUUUGUAGGAGAGCGGACUCUCCGCAGACUACAACUGUACACUUAGAAACGAGCGUGACGCUUUCGGAAACUUUCCAACAUUCACUUGCGUUUGGAAUCGUUAACUUAGUCGUGUAAUUAAUUGGGGUUAUCGCGGCCGGUUUAGUGACAUUUUCGCUUCUAAACAGUAAAAUGGAUCCUUUAUUCAGUGCUACCAAUGCGCCAAAUUGGACCAGCAGCUCCAAUGAUACCAAUAACGGGACCAUUUACAGGAACCAGUUUGUGCAGCCGGUCUGGAAAAUCGUCCUCUGGGCCAUUGCCUACAGCUGUAUAGUUAUCGUGUCCGUUGUAGGUAACAUCACAGUCAUCUGGAUUAUUGUGGCGCACAAACGCAUGAGGACUGUCACCAAUUAUUUUCUCCUGAACCUAGCGUUCGCCGAAGCGUCCAUGUCUGCAUUCAACACGGUGAUCAACUUCACCUACGGGAUGCACAACGAGUGGUACUUUGGACUCGACUACUGCCGCUUCCACAACUUCUUUCCGAUCGCGGCUGUGUUUGCCAGCAUCUAUUCAAUGACUGCCAUCGCUCUGGACAGGUACAUGGCCAUCAUCCACCCUCUGCAGCAGCGCAUGUCCUCCACAGAGACCAAGGUGGUGGUGGGUGUGAUCUGGGUUCUGGCUCUGCUCCUGGCUUUUCCUCAGUACUACUAUUCCAACACGGCUGAGGUCCCUGGCCGUGUGGUGUGUUACAUCGACUGGCCAGAAUACACUGUGUUUGACUUCAAAAAGAUGUACUACGUGUGUGUGGUCAUCCUCAUAUAUUCAUUUCCACUGCUGCUGAUGGGUUGUGCUUACCUGGUGGUGGGACUGACACUCUGGGCCAGUGAGAUCCCUGGGGACUCCUCUGACCGCUACAAGGAGCAGCUGACUGCCAAACGCAAGGUGGUGAAGAUGAUGAUUGUGGUGGUAUGUACUUUUGCCAUCUGCUGGCUGCCCUACCAUGUCUACUUCCUGCUGCACCAGUUCUUCCCCGAAAUGUUUGAGGAAACAUACAUCCAGCAGGUCUACCUUGGUAUCAUGUGGUUGGCCAUGAGCUCUACCAUGUACAACCCCAUUAUCUACUGCUGCUUAAAUGACAGGUUUCGAGCUGGUUUUAAACAAGCAUUCCACUGCUGCCCCUGCGUCCCUCAAGGCUCCUAUGAAGGCCUCGAACUCAAGUCCACCCGCUAUCUUCAGACCCAGACAAGUGUUUACAAGGCCAGCAGGAUGGAGACCACCGUGUCUACUAUUCUACAGGUUGGGGACGAUGUAGAGCAGCCCAAGGUGAAAGUUAUAGGAGGCCCAGGGCCUGGCGGGGCUGUGGUUGAGGCCAGACCACACAGCUCCUCCCUGGACCUCACCUCAAAUGGUUCAUCAUCCUGGAGUGUUUCCAAAACAGUAUCAGAGAUGUCGAGUUUCUACUCCAGUAGCAACCUGGAGGAAUAGACUUCAAGUGCAGGCAGCAUUUUGCUGGACAGCAGGAAAAGAAUGUAAGUUGAGCGAUCACGUUGCUGCUUUUGCCUGCAUGUGUUUAUGAAAAGUACAGCAGGAAUAUGUGAGUUUGUCUGCUGGUGAAUGUGAGUUUUUAAUGAACACAUUUCCAUUUCCAUUUUGCUGGAAUGCAAUGCUGGGAAAUAUUGUCCCUGUUCACAGAACUGUAGUUUCACUUAGUUAUCCAAUUCAGAGCUAAUGGUCAGCUGGCAUUCGUAGGAUUUGUCAGGUGCCAGAAUGGCUCGAGCUUCAACAACAAGAGCACAUGUCAGUUUCAAAAAGCUAAACUGAAGCCGACGCUAGCGCCUCCAUUGCUCACAGCUUCUGCAUGUCACCCCAGUCAUCUCAGGUUCACACAUGCUCGAUCACGCAGGCUGUGUGACUUCUCACAGUCUAUUUUAGAGUGAAGCUGUCACACGAUGCCAAUACACUGCUGUAAAAACGGCGGCUUCUCCUUUUAACAGAGGGGUUUUCUCCGAAGAGACAAAGUUUUGAAAAAAGUGAAGGCAACCUGUUUUACACAGGAGUUCUCUAACAGACACUGAAACACAGGCAGAUGUGGGAUUUUAGUUCAAAGGGUCUCCCACAAGGGGAGAUAAAAACUGUAAACAACAAAGGAAAAUCUACUCUGAACUUGCCAGCUCUGUCUCACUAAGCAGGACUUCAUGAGCAGUUCAACAUGCAGAGCAAGCGCCUGUCUGAUUGAAGAAGUGCUCAAAAGAUCCUCUGCAGGUGUUGCUGAAAAGUUCUGGCAAUCAGCAUAAACACCAGCAGUGUAGGACUCCCCCGUCAUCAGGCUACGCAUUCACUUCAGCAGCUGGCAGCACCAUUUCUGAAAAACAGAGGCGCUUCAGAUGCUAAAGAGGCUGCUGUUUCAAGAGAAGGCAAACAUUUAGCUAAAAACCCCACAUGCCCAAUAUGAACCCUUAAAUGAUGUGAGCCCACCAUUAAAUCUGUUCAACACAAUCUGGAAAAGAAAUGAUCGAGUGUUCUGCAGAACCAGUACAUUAUUUUAGUCUGUUUAACAUGCUCCUCCUCCAUCAGAUACAUAACGAUUCAUUGGUGAACUGAAAGACAGGCACUGCUUUCAGAGUGUAAAACAUUUUUUAAAAAACUUUUUUGUAGCUGGCACCAACAUAAAAUGAUCUUUUCAAGCAAUUGUUCACCUUAAAAUCAGAUUUAUUGGGCUUUCAGUUCUGGACAUUCCCUGGGGUAAUCCAGCAAACCACUUUAGUUUCACUUUGUCUGUUAUGGUCUUUUAUUUUCUUGUAUUUCUAUGUUAGCUUUAUCGUUUUCUCCCUACACUGUUUUGGGCUGAAUCUGGUACAUUAUAUGGGUAGGCUCCAUUGUUAAGAUGGGCGAAGUGAACUUUAACUUCCUUUGCAUGAGGUGUCACUGGACAGUUGUUUCAAAUACUGUUUAAGCUGUCAGUCCAAAAUGUAAUCCAGCUACAACAGGACACAAGUUAGUAUCAGGUUUAAAGUUCUUUGCAGACUUUUUGUCCUUGGAUGUGCAGCUUGUUACCUGUGGCUCUUUAAUGUGCAGUGAUGUGCCUUGCUGCUUUUCAUAAUGUCUGAAACAAAACAAAAACACACACACACUAAACAAAACCCAAAAAGACAUAAAAACAAAAUUUUCCUUUUCGAUAAAGCAUAUAGUUAGGGCUCGAUCAGGUACAUUACGUGGGUUUUGCACAUUCAAUCACCUUCUCCACUCACUAUGUGUUUAUACAUCUCUCUGCAUUUAAUUAUUAGUUAUUAUUCAUCUCUGGCUCUCUUUGUCGUGUCUUCCCCCCUGACCUCUAAUAAUCGCGACAGACGGCCACUCUUCCAGGAGACAGAUUCUGCUAGAGGUUUCUUCCUGUUAAAAGGUUUUUCCUUUUUCCUUCCAAAUAAUGGGAAGUGGUCAGGGUUUUCUUUUUUUUCUUUUCUUUUCUUUUGUAUUAUUGUAGGGUCAUUACCUUAUAAUAAAAAGCGCCUUGAGGGAACUGUUGUUGUGAUGUGUCACUAUAUAAAUAAAAUUGAAAUGAAAAGCCCACAGGGACAAACUGUCAUUACCUCCUACAGUAGUAAACACUCAAAUGUCUACAAACAACUGCUGUAAUAACAAAUUGUAGUGAGGUGCAAACCUAUGGUGACACUGUUCUCACAGUAGAAAAACUGUAAAUACUUUUAACAACUGUAAUGAAAUUUUAAGAUGUUUUCUUGCUGCUAUAUCUGUGAAAGAGUUCACACUGCAGGAUAUUUGUAUACAGAUAUUCUGCAGUGUGCUUAACAGCUAAAUUCACAACAAUUUACAUAUUUGCUGGAUGCAGAGCGAACACACAGCCUCAGAUACGCACAUCCACAGCACUGCAGAGCUAUUGCUUAUCAGACAAGAACACACAAAGCAAGAAAGACUGAAUCCAUUUGAAGUAUUUCAGUGAUUUUUUUAAAAACUGAAAGUAAGUAAACCGUUAUUGGCAUUUUUUUUUUUACUUGCUUUGCACUGAGAAUCAAUUCACUGCUAUCACAUACUGAACACAGUAUGCAGCAGCCCUUGGUUAAAUAUAGUUCCAAGAUGGAUAUUGUUUUCAGUGUGUGCACACAACACGUGCACACAUGACAAGAGAGUGAUCACCUGCUGACACCCAUCAAUGAUUUUCGUACAGACGCACAUACCGCUCAUAUGCUCCCCCCUGAUUGUUGGUCUAUUCUCGGCACACAAGGCCUGUUGUUAUAAAUUCCAGUGUCAGCUGACAUGAAAGUGAGAAGCAGUUGUGAAGCAACAUAACUACAUUAGAUUCAAUAAAUUCUAUCGCAAUUUCAGUGCAUUGUCUUGUUGACAGUGAACCAUACAGCAUUUAACAUGGACACUGUGCACGAAUAACAGAAGGUCACAUUCAGUGCGGGGAGGGAAAAUGAAAGGCAAAUACCAGACGUGUCAUCACCCGAGUUAACAUUCCAAUGUUUCACCGUGGCAAUGCAGCUAGUAAUAAACGCAACAUAGCUAGACAGGUGCAUCGGUUGAGUGAUAAGACCAUCAGAAUAAUAGCUUUGAGAUUUCAUAUACACAUACCGGACAGCCAUGUUGAGUGACAGUCUAGUAAAUCUACUCAAAAGAAAGAAAAUUCAAAGAAGGAUAGCUUUCCAUUAAAUUAUCGUGCUUGUCCAGCCACUGGUGAGGUACUCACAUUCACACCGACACGCCAUUUAGAAUCACCAGUUACCCUAACAAGGAUAAAUUUAGACUGUGGUGGUGGUGAUGGGGUUCAACACAGGUGCAGGAUGUAUUAUUCUUAUUUUAUAAAAGUACAAUGGCAGGUGCUGUUGUACCAUUCAAAGAUGGUGCAAUAAUACAACCGACCGCCAGCACUGACAGCAGAUAUGUAACCAAGCAACAGAAACCAGGUGUGACCAUAUUCUGCACUGAAUAGGAGGGUUAGGACGGAAGAAACCCAGGCUGCGGCCGCUAGCACUGCUAGGGUUAGCCAAACUAAUCUGAGCCUGUGUGUGCUCAAGUCAAGUCAAAGUACAUUUCAGUGACAUUUGAAACACGAUUUCACAUUGUUCCUAAAAUACAGACAAAAUAUUUGUUUGGCCAAUUAUUAACUUCCUAGAUUUAAAAUGUGCCCAGUUUCCUGUAUUUUAGACUAGGCAUCAUUUCUCUCAUUUAAAUAACUGUUUAUUUAGUUGCUAGGAACAUUUCUACUGCUAACUGCUUCAUCGUGCUGCCCAAAGAUGGAUCAUCUCUAAUACGUGAAAGAAUUCAUUAUAAAACUUAUACAUUUACAUGUCAUUGUUACUCACAGCUUGCCAUAUACAGUGGCUUGCAAAAGUAUUCGGCCCCCUCGAACUUUUCCACAUUU